AUGUCUCCUGCUGUGGUGGAUAUCGCGUCGCAGGAGGAGUGCGUCCCGCCAUGUCUCUUCCCUGCCUCGAGCUUCGCCCAGAAUGAGGAUCGCACUGCUGGAAUUAGCACGGAGGAAUUGGUUAUCGAAAAGGACCUGAGCGCCCUGCGCUCGACUCUGACUGACAAUCUGCUCGACCUGCCAACUACUCUUCAAACAGCCUGGGCCCUCACACUACGCUGCUUCGUCCCUUCGGAUAUCCUCUGCUUUGCAUACAAGGGCGAGGAUGCUGUUGAUUCUGCAGAGAGCGAGACUCCCCAUCUUGUCAUCGGCCGCGUAGACAAUACCGAGACCCUUGCGGUGUGUCUUCAGCGCUUUAGCGAACGAUCAUUGAGCCCUACCCUUGGUGCGCCAUCAGGAUACGAAAUCAACCUCGUCGCCGAAGAGCCAUCGCGUGAGCUCUGCAAUACCAGCCUACUCUUCCAGGGGUUGAAGCCAUCUUCAAUCGAGUUGGAUGCGCAAACCGACCUCUCCAUCGGUGUUUUCCAGCCGUCAAGCAAUGGACUCUCUGCACGUAUUGCCUUCCGCCGCGAUGUCAUCUCGACCUCAAUUGCAACCAGUGUCCUCCAUACUUUUAGCCACGUUGUAUCGCAGAUCCUCACCGGUCCUCACAAUCGCGAAGCCGACCUGUGUUCUGGUCUGGACAAAGGCGCAAUCCAACUCCUAACGCAGACCGUCUCUCCUGCCCAAGACCGGUGUCUGCACGAGCUGAUCCUCGAUCAAUGCAGGGCCCAUCCCGAGCGCAUGGCCGUUCGCUCGUGGGACGGAGACCUGACUUAUGGCGAGCUGGAUGAUCUCUCCCUCCGUCUGGCUCAUCACCUCGUCCAGCUCGGAGUCGGUCCUGAAAAGUUUGUCCUCAGCUGUUUCGAGAAGUCCACAUGGGCCAUUGUGGCUCGACUGGCCAUCUUGCGUGCUGGUGGUGCUUACAUCUCCAUCUUUGCAACGAAUCCGCCCGUCUUUCUGGACUCGGUCGUCCGUCGUACGAAUCCUCAGGUCCUGCUCAGUGAAGCCAAGUUCGCCAGUCGCUUCCAGCAUCUUGUGCCCAAUUUCGUCAGCUUCACCCCGGAAUGGCUGCGCAGUUUGCCUUCAGGCAACAAGAGCACGCCCUGCGAGUCCGUACGAUCUGACAACGCGUGUCUCGUUCUCUUCACCUCGGGCAGCACCGGCCAGCCAAAGGGCAUCAUCCAGGUCCACCAAUCCUAUGGAACAGCCAUCAAAGACUACGCACAAAACUUCCGACUUGGCUCAGACACGCGGUACCUCCAUUUCGAUGACUACGCCUUUGAUAUCAGCAAUCUCGAGUUCCUUGUUCCCCUGAUUCUUGGCGGAUGCUGCUGUGUGCCUCCUCCCAUGAAGACCGCCGAAGACCUCGCUGCAGCCAUCAACACUCUGGACGCAAACAUCACGUUCCUUACGCCCACAGUCGCAAUCAAGCUUGACCCGGCUGAUGUCCCUGGCCUAAAAACAAUCUGUGUAGGGGGCGAACCCCUCCCGAAAGAGCUGAUCCGGAAAUGGGAAACAAGCACUACACGCCUCGUUAACCAAUUCGGUAUGGGAGAAGUCGCCAUCUGCUGCGCUUACAACGACAACAUCCAGCUCGAGCGAGGAGCCACCAUUGGUCGUCCAGCGACUGGGGCGAUCUGGAUAGUGGACGCUUCGACGCCCGAACGACUGCUUCCCCUCGGCGCCGUCGGCGAACUCGUCAUUGAAGGACCCCAUCUCUCCCGUCGUUAUCUCGAUAACACCGCGAUAUCACGAACGGCUGCUGGUUUCCUUCAAAAGACCCCUCGCUGGAUGAGCGAACUGCACCCGUCACGCAGCACAGCUCGCAUGUACCGCUCCGGCGACCUGGGCCGUCUCAACCACGACGGGACAAUCGACUACAUCGGUCGAAAAGAUACGAUUCUGAAGCUGGACGGUUGCCGUAUUGACGCUGUCGAGGUCGAGCACCAGGCCCGAAAAUGCCUCUCCCCUCGCGACGCGAUCGUCAUCGACCUCUUUGGCGCAAUCGAUGGCCACGAAGAUCCCCGCUUGACUGCCCUGCUCUACCUCGACGAUCACCCUCUGAGCAUUGAUCCCAUCGCCAACGGCGAACCAAUCAUUAUAGACGCAGCGGACGACCAUCUGGCUCAAGAAAAGGUCGAUAUCAUCCAACAUAAUAUCGCCCAGGUCCUUCCAACAUACAUGGUCCCGACGGUCUUCCUCCUCAUGUCCUGGUUCCCGCGUACAGCAUCGAAAAAGACCGACCGCAAGAAAAUCCGACAUGUCGGGCAAAAGUACUACAUGGCCGAGCGCGACAAGCGGAGUAAAUCGCCCUACUACGCUAUGCAGGCGCAACAACUACCCAAGUGA
This is a messenger RNA of Aspergillus calidoustus, 2391 nucleotides long. NCBI's taxonomy places the organism in Eukaryota, Fungi, Ascomycota, Eurotiomycetes, Eurotiales, Aspergillaceae. The record is from the annotation of a GenBank genome assembly.